UGCCUAUUCCUUUUCAUCUUAUGCGCUAAUCAAAACUCUCCCACUUUCUUCUUCUUCAUUUUAGAGAAAAGCAAAGGAAAAAGGAAAAAAUAUAAAUAUUGAGCUUUGUGUUCUAGGUGAUAUAGUAGCAUGCCAGGGGGUGGAUUCUCAUCGGUGCCACCGACGGGGGUGGAGCUCGAAGCUAAGAUAACUCCCAUCGUUAUCAUUUCUUGUAUAAUGGCCGCCACCGGUGGCCUUAUGUUCGGUUAUGACGUCGGUGUUUCUGGUGGCGUUACAUCCAUGCCCGACUUCUUGCAAAAAUUCUUCCCAGUUGUUUAUCGAAGAACCAAUGACCCUGGAAUCAAUGGAAAUUACUGCAAAUAUGACAACCAAGGCCUGCAAUUGUUCACUUCAUCGCUUUAUUUGGCUGGUUUAACUGCCACUUUUUUUGCCUCCUACACCACAAGGAGCCUUGGUCGGCGGCUGACGAUGUUGAUUGCUGGUUUCUUUUUCAUUGUUGGUGUUGUUCUUAAUGCUGCUGCUCAAGACCUAGCCAUGCUUAUUAUUGGCAGGAUAUUGCUUGGUUGCGGUGUUGGUUUUGCUAAUCAGGCUGUGCCACUGUUCCUAUCAGAGAUAGCACCCACAAGAAUUCGUGGAGGGUUAAACAUAUUAUUCCAGCUUAAUGUCACCAUUGGAAUUCUCUUUGCCAAUCUUAUCAACUACGGGACUGCCAAAAUUGAGGGGGGAUGGGGUUGGAGACUAUCAUUGGGAUUGGCUGGUAUUCCAGCACUUCUCCUAACCGUGGGGGCCCUCCUGGUGGUUGACAGUCCUAACAGUCUCAUUGAGCGUGGUCACCUGGAAGAAGGAAAGGCUGUGCUCAGAAGGAUCCGGGGCACAGAUAAUAUUGAGCCUGAGUUCCUGGAGCUUGUCGAGGCAAGUCGUGUGGCUAAACAAGUGAAACACCCUUUUAGGAAUCUCCUUAAACGGAGGAACCGCCCCCAACUUGUCAUUGCAAUUGCCCUGCAGAUCUUCCAACAAUGUACCGGGAUCAAUGCAAUCAUGUUUUAUGCUCCAGUCCUGUUUGACACACUGGGAUUUGGCAAUGAUGCUGCCCUUUACUCUGCUGUUAUAACUGGGGCUGUCAAUGUGCUAUCCACCAUUGUUUCCAUUUACUCAGUUGACAAAGUGGGCCGUCGCGUGCUGUUGCUUGAAGCUGGUGUCCAGAUGUUUUUCUCUCAAGUAGUAAUAGCAAUUAUUCUAGGAAUCAAGGUUAAAGAUCAUUCUGAUGAUCUCCAUAGAGGUUUUGCAAUCCUAGUAGUUGUUAUGGUAUGUACUUUCGUGUCAGCUUUUGCAUGGUCUUGGGGGCCUCUUGGUUGGCUGAUCCCUAGUGAAACAUUCCCCCUGGAGACCCGCUCGGCAGGGCAGAGUGUGACUGUUUCCGUUAAUUUGCUCUUUACCUUUGUUAUAGCUCAGGCUUUCCUCUCAAUGCUCUGCCAUUUCAAGUUUGGAAUCUUCUUGUUCUUCUCUGGCUGGGUCCUAAUCAUGUCAAUCUUUACGCUGUUCCUACUACCGGAGACAAAAAAUGUUCCAAUUGAAGAGAUGACUGAGAGAGUGUGGAAGCAACACUGGUUUUGGAAGAGAUUCAUGGAUGAUGAUCAUCAGGGAGCAGCUGUUACCAAUGGUGAUACUGCAAAGAAAAAUGGACAUGCUAAUGGAUUUGAUCCAACUUCCCAGUUGUAAAUUUGAGAUCUUUCUCAUUUCUAGAAUGAAUAGACGCAUUAGGGAAUAGAAAAUAGAUAUAGGAAUCAAAGAAAUGUACGGUUAGUGUCAUUUGAAAUUCCCGGUGAAAUUAUUGUGAAAGUAUUUGAUGUAUAAUGGUUGCUAUCAAAAAUCAAUCGUUGUGAAAUAGUUAUUACAGUAGGGAAUUUUUUCCUGCUGAGAUAUAAUCAUUCAUUCACAGAAUUUUAAUCUGCAGUUGAUCUUAGAUCACUAUGUUAAAUCAAAAUAAUCUUAAUUUCCAAUUUCUCUCUGCUCUAACCCAAAGAUGAGAGCAAAUUCUCUAGAUGAAUUACUCUUGUUGAUCUGCUAUUGGUGUAUUUUCAUCCUUAACCAAUGUAAUUCCCUGUUAGGAAAUUAUCAUCGACAAAGUUAUCAUUUACUGGGUACCAAAUGAAAUCCUAAAAGGAUCAGAGAUGAGAGAACAACACGCACAUUAUAUUAGGAUGGCCACAUGUAACCCCAUAUUGUCCAAACUUGAAGGUU
Durio zibethinus is the source of this 2241-nucleotide messenger RNA. Its product is annotated as sugar transport protein 13-like. Gene Ontology annotation, molecular function: monosaccharide transmembrane transporter activity. Gene Ontology annotation, cellular component: membrane. The record is from RefSeq and is a predicted model, not a curated record. Gene Ontology annotation, biological process: monosaccharide transmembrane transport. Lineage: Eukaryota; Viridiplantae; Streptophyta; Magnoliopsida; Malvales; Malvaceae.